Aethalodelphis obliquidens (Pacific white-sided dolphin) is the source of this 2365-nucleotide messenger RNA. RefSeq lists its product as uncharacterized. The record is from RefSeq and is a predicted model, not a curated record. The transcript is spliced from 16 exons. The coding region runs from base 1 to 2190 and encodes 729 amino acids. Lineage: Eukaryota; Metazoa; Chordata; Mammalia; Artiodactyla; Delphinidae.
AUGAGAAGGUUGCCUGCACUGGGUGGUGGGGAGGGGGUUGGCCUCUCUGGGGGAGCCCUCCCCCUCAGGCUGUCCCCUCCCCAGGUGGUGCUGUCCUCCUCUCUUCGUCUGGGAAAGGGCAAGCUGGCCGCCCACCUGGCCCUGGCUCACCCCUUCAGCCUCUCCUGGUGGCGGGCCGAGGCCAGUGGCCUUGCUGAGAGCAGGGGUGGCAGGCAGAGCCGGCAGGUACAGCUUGCCUGGAAUGGAGGGCAGCCUGCGACUUUGCAGCUCACCUGGGCCAACAGGUCCUUGGCGCACAGCACCUCCUGGGAUGGUUGCGUGGCCACCUCCCCGGGGCAGCUCCAGGACACCUGGGGCCUGGGCGCCCUCAGGGCCUGUGGGGCCUUAACACAGACCCCAGCCGUGUUCAGCGAGUGGCUCGAUCUGUCCUGGGACGGACGCCGGGUGCAGCAGAACCUGACGUAUGAGAGGCACCAGCCGUCCCGCCCGGACAAGAUCCGUGCAGAGGCCACACUGGAGCACGUCCUCACGGCCUCCUGCACCACGCAUAGUUUCCAGGGAGUCGUGGAGACUGACUAUGCCCACUGGCUGCGCCAUUCCCUGCAUCUGGGGCUCUGCCACCUGCCCAGGGCCCUCUCGGUCUCCGGGGAGCACACCUUGGGCAGCGGUGGGCUUCUGCUACACUCCAAAUGCCAGCUGGGCCUCGCCCCAGACCCAGACCACAGCCUGCACCUCAGCCUGACCCUCCGCAACCACAGCAGGCCCUGGAUGCCUGACUUCUCCGGGGAGCUAGAGCUCCGCGGCCCCAAGGCUCAGCAGUUUGGCCUGCUGGGUCGGGUCUCCACCUCAGCUUCUCGAAGCUUGGUCCAGCUGGAGGGAAAUGUGGACGACGGGGACGAGAAAGUGAGGCUGUUGGUGUCCCGGGCCCCGAACUGCUUCCAGGCCUCGGUGGCCCACAAGGAAGGGAGCCAAGAGGAGAGUGUGGUGCUGCGGGCAUGUGCCCACAGGCGGACUGCGGAGGUGGAGGCCCUGCUCCAGGACAGCGGGCAGCCCAUCCAGCCCCUGGGACGCCUGACCCUGCAGGCCGCCAACCAGAGCCUCCGCGUGGCUGCACACGGCUGCCAGGGGACCCUGCUGGGCCACGUGGAGUCCAGGGUGGCUGCUCUUGGGUCCCAGGUGCAAGCCCGGCUGGAGGAGAAGAUCCAUGGCUUGGACGCCUACGUGAGAAGGUUCCAGCGCCUGGUGCAGCCGGCGGGUGCCCUGGAUGGCAUGGCAGGCCCCCUUCUGCAGCUGUGCCAGGCGGGGCUGGGGGCCGUGCGGGAGAGCGGCCGGGCGGUGGCCACGCUGUGGGACCAGAGCCGGGCCAGGCAGGGGCUGACACACCGCGUGGCGCUCUACCUGGAGAGGCUGCAGGCAGGGCUGGAGCAGCUGCGGGAUGAGCUGGAACGGCCCCUGGCCACGCUGAAGGAUGCCUACUUGGAGGUGACAGUGCAGCCCCUGGACAAGGUGUGGCAGGAGCGGGCCGAGGAGGCCGUGCAGCGGCUGCAGGCCUGGGUGUCUGGGACGCCAGGGACCUGGGGGUCCGGGCCCAUCGCUGCGGCGCUGGAGGCCACGAGGGGCGCCCUGGAGCUGGCCAUCCACCAGAUGCUGUCUUGGGCUGAAGCUGUGUUCUCACAGGCACUGAGGCAGCUCUGCAAACCCUUGCUGGACCUGUACAGCUUCUCAGCCAGGGGACGAGCCCCUGGACGUGGCCCGGGUGACCAGCCACCUGGUGGAGGAGAAGCUGCUGCGGCCACUCCGAGAGCUGUAUGGGACCAGCGUGCUGGCCGAGUACCACCGGCUCAAACACCGUCUGCUGGGGGCCCCCUCUGGAUACCACGCUGUGGUGGCCGGCACCAGGCAUGUGGUGACCUUCGACGGCCAGGUGUGGGGCAUCAGUGCCCACUGCAGCAGCCUGCUGCUGGCCAAGGACUUCGCUCACGACACGUUCUCGCUGACGCUAAACCGGGCGGGCUCGGGGCUCACGUCCCUGACCGUGGAGUUGAACCACACCACCCUCAUCCUCUACCCCAGCCUGAAGACCUACAGGCUGUACAACUCUUCCCUGCCUGGGGAGAGCUGUCUGCACCUGGAUCUGCCUCCCGCCAAGACCAGGAGGAACAACGUCCCCAGGAUCGAGCUGACCAGUGAGGACGGUGUCUCUGUUGUCUGUGACCUCCACGCCAGCCUCUGCAGCCUGACUCUCAGCGUCUGGCAACACGGCCUGUCCGCUGGCCUUCUGGGCACCAACGACAACGAGGCAAGCAAUGAGCUGAUGCUGCCGGACGGCACGGUGGCCAGCAGCCUGGAGGAGGUCAUCCCCGCC